Messenger RNA from Panthera uncia (snow leopard), 3679 nucleotides. It is a transcript of the gene PEAK3, whose product is annotated as PEAK family member 3. NCBI's taxonomy places the organism in Eukaryota, Metazoa, Chordata, Mammalia, Carnivora, Felidae. The coding region runs from base 496 to 2142 and encodes 548 amino acids. The transcript has 4 exons. Gene Ontology annotation, biological process: protein phosphorylation. Gene Ontology annotation, molecular function: protein kinase activity. Gene Ontology annotation, cellular component: focal adhesion; actin cytoskeleton. The record is from RefSeq and is a predicted model, not a curated record.
AGACGCCCUGCACGAGGGACGGUGAAAGCAGAGAGAGAGGACAGAGCCACCCCGGUGGCGGUGGUGUUUCCCGCUGCCCCAGCGCUGCCGGGGCUCUCUGCCCUCCCGAAGACGGGGAGCCUAACUUGUCUGGCCGCCGGCCCCCUGGGGUGACCCCUUGGACCUUGCCCAUGUCACCCCCCGCUGCUCGCAGCCCUGGGGCCCCCCUUCCUGGCCCAGGCGGCGCCCUCUGCCUGGAAUGCCCUCCCCACCUUUGAGGGAGGUGUCCUGGGAGGGCGGGCGGGGAGCCAGGCUGGGGAAGUGGCACAGAGGCCCCCACACCGGCCUGCGGUCUGACAGUUGCACGGCACUUCCGGACCACAGCGGCCGCAGGCACACUGUCCUGGCAGGCCAGGGUGGCAGCUGCCCGGAGUCUGUCCCCAAGGCCCACCCCCUGCCCCUGGUCACUCCAGUUCUGCAGAGGCACAGGGUCCUUCCCCCUGCCCUGAAAAGUUGAUGGGUGACAUUCCUGCCUGCCCCAUGAGGACAGGAGUCCAGAGAGGGCAACAAACCCUCCCAGAGAGAGCCACACAGCGGGUCAAGGCCAGGCAAGAAGACCAAGACCGCCCCUCUUGCCUGGGUCCCUGCACCCCCACCAACGCCAUGGAGCCCUCCUGGCUCCCGCAUGGGCCCGCCCGCGCACGCCCCCUGGAGUCCUCCUCCCGCCCACGCACGCCCCCAACUCUGACCUUCAGCAUGAGCAGCCCCCCGACGCUCACAGAGACCCCCGCACCUGACGCCCCCACCUGGCCGACUCAGCCUACCUACGGCAACCUCGGUGAGGUCCGCGCCCACCUGCUGCCCUCCAAGGCCUGCCGGCCCCCCCGGAAAUCUGGGCCCCCCUCGGCUGACCCGCAGCCCCUGCCCCCACCCCUGCCCAAGAAGAUCCUGUCCAGGACCCAGUCUCUGCCCAGCCACAGGGCCCCCAGCCGCAGCCCUGCUCCGGAAAGGCAGCCCCGGAGGCCCUUUCUGGGGUCCCACAGUGUGGACGAGCGCCAGGCGGAUGACGGCCAAGCUCGGCCAGCCUGUCCCCUUGCAGAGCCGCCCUUCAGCUCCCUCGACACCUCACUGGGCCUCUCCUGGCACGACCUGAAUUGCCCUGAGGACACGCGCGCCGUCCUGGAGGCCCGGCAGCUGGAGGGUCUCCGCACUGUGCACUCCCGGCUCGAGGCCCGGCUUCUGGGGGGCCACCCGGGCCCCUGCCACCCCGGCCACAGCUUCCGCCUCCUGGACAGCUCGCCCUACGUGGAGAGUGGGGACGCCCUCUACUACCGCAUGGUGCGGGUGGGCGACGAGUCGUGGCACCUCCUGGCGGCCAAGGUGUCCAAGUCGGGAGCGGAGGAGCCUCGCCCGUGGGGCCUGGAGCUGCAGGCCUCACUGCCCCCACACUUCAACCUCCAGGGGCUGUGCGGCCUGGUGCCCGAGGGCGCACUGCCCGGGGUGCCCUGGACGGGCCCCGUGGUGCUGGCGGCCGAGGUGCCGGAGCGCACGCUGACCCAGUGGCUGGCAGAGGUGGGCACGCGGCGGCGGCCGGCGGAGUUGGCCUGGGCGGCGGCCCUGCUCCUGCUGCAGCUGAGCGCGGCCCUGGAGCAGCUGGAGGCGCGCGGCGCGGCCCUGGCGGAGCUGCGGCCGGAGAACCUGCUGCUGGCGGCGCCCCGGGGCUGUGCGGCCGCCGGGCCCCCGCGCCUGCUGCUGGCCGACUUCGGCCGCGUCCACCCACAGCCGCCGGGAGCCCCGGGCGCCCACGCGCCGCAGCUGGGCCGCCUGCUCCGCACGCUCCUCGGCCUCGCCGCGCCCUCAGCCACGCCCUUGGCCGACGGCCUGGAGACUCUGGCGGCCCGGCUGGCCCGCUCCCGGCCCUCGGCGGCCCAGACGCGCGGCGCGCUGCGGGCGCUGCUCUGGGGGCCCGGGCCCGAGCUGCACCGCCAGGGGGCGCUGCUGGGGCCCUGGCUGCAGGUGCGCCGCGCGCUGCUGGUCCUGCACCUGGCCGAGCGGGCCUCGGGUGGGGAACUGCCCGGCCUGGAGGACUGGCUGUGCUGUGAGUACCUGGCCGAGGCCACCGAGGCCUCGCUGAGCCACGCCCUGGCACUGCUGUGGGACUGACGCCUCCAAGGGCCGCGUGCCUGUCUGUUGGGGGGGGGGGGGUGGCAGGCACACAGGGGACCUGGGCCGGAAGGCCAGCCGACAGUGAGGGAAUGUGGACGCCUCUUCUGGGGAGCCUGCCCCCUGCCGUGCUGGGGACUUAGGCCCAAGUCGUCCCCAGGAAGGCAGGGGGCUAAUGGCCAGCGCCUCCCGAAGCUUCCUGAUGCUGGACGGCCCAGCCCUCCCCCAGCUGUGCACACUCCCUAUCAACCGUCUCCGUGAGAGGGUGGGACCCCUCCGCCCACCUCCCGGCAGAGGCGAGGAGGAUGCCCUUCUAGUGCUGGAGUCUGAUGGUCACUGUCUUCAUGAGAAGGUGGCCACGGUCCCUCCGAUGCCGGUAGCAGAGGCAUCUCUGGCCCUGGAGCACCCCCUUGUGCUGAGGACGGCCAGUGAUCCUGAGUGUGAACGUCCUUGUCAAGAAUGGCUUAAAAAAAAAAAAAGAAUGGCUUGGGGUCUCCGGGGGGAGGGAAAGCUCCCCAGAACCUGAGACACCAGCCCACCCGGCAGAGCCCACCCCAGAGGAGUCUGAACUCACCUGCCCCAAUGCCACCCCGCCAGUCUCUGCACCCGCCGUGGCCCCCUCCCUGGUGCUCCGUGAAAUUAAAUUUUGUCCAGCCACCAAGCCUUUCCAUGGGCUGUUCCCUCUGCCAGACCGUCCAAAUCUCACCUGCUCCAAACAAAGUUGCCCCUCCUGGGCCCACCUUCGCCCCUCACUCUGCUCCCACCUCCUCCCAGAGCACCUGUCGCCACCGGGAAGUAUUUAUGUCCUUAUCUGUCACCUAAGAACUUCACCCAUCAGGCUGGGAGCGCCUUGAGGGCAGAAAGCCAGGCUUAACACACAGUAGGUGGGUUUUUUUUAAUUUUUUUUAACGUUUAUUUAUUUUUGAGACAGAGAGAGACAGAGCAUGAACGGGGGAGGGUCAGAGAGAGAGGGAGACACAGAAUCCGAAACAGGCUCCAGGCUCUGAGCGGUCAGCACAGAGUCCGACGCGGGGCUCGAACUCAUGGACCGCGAGAUCGUGACCUGAGCCGAAGUCGGACGCUUAACCGACUGAGCCCCCCAGGCACCCCCACAGUAGGUGUUUAAUUAAUAGCAUAGGAUGAUGCAAUCACCUGGCAAGAAGACUCAUCAGGGAACCUAAGGAAAAGAACAGAGUAUCUCUGAAAAAUGAACACAGAAGCCCCGAGGGGUGCCACUGCCCUUGCCUGGGGACUCCAGUCAUGCCCCUCACUUCCCUUCCCCCAUCACGGCUAAUCCCCAGGUAUGACCAGGGUCUUCUCCUGCUCAAACAUCUCCCAUGGCUCCCUAAUACCCUCAGAACACAGUGGGGCUCCUUCCAACAUUCCACAAGCUCUCUUUGGCCAACCCCUCCUGCCACAUUGCCUAUCCUCGGAGCUUUCUGGCCACCAGACCUUGCCCAAAUUGUUUCCUCCCCUGGAUCAUUCUCCCCUCAAGGCCUGUGCUUGACUCCUACUCAUCCUUCAUUCAGCACCUCAG